AUGAGGCGAAGUCUAAACUUAAGGAGCAGGCGGAUUCCUGGUGAUCCCCAGGGCACGUCCAAUGUUGGCGAUGGACGUGACAGUGAGCAAGCUGACCGUGGUGAGCUGAGCAGGCGGGCGACCACGCGCCGGAACCAGAUUGCUGGAGAUGGUAGAGCAACUACAGCCGAACCUGGAAUAAAUAGAAGCAUUAAUACCGGAGAAAAUCAACGAGCUUCGCCGUUUCGCCAUGUUGCACAACAACGAGCUGUGCCCAGACGAAACGAACAAACGCGUCGAAUGCACUGGACUAACGAGAUGAAUAAAGCAGUAAUGACAGCGUACUAUAGAGCUACUAACCUAGAAGCGGACCGUACUUUCUAUCGCAGAAGAAUGCGUGAGGAAUUCCUGAGAUUUUACCCUCAACUUGACCAUCUGUCCGAACCGAGAAUAUCGGACCAACAAAGAGCUAUAAUCCGAAGAGAUCUUCUAUCAGAUCCGAUAUUAGAUGAAAUAAAAAAUGAUGUCCGUUGCCAAAAUGAGAUGGUCCAGCCACCCCUAGUACAGGUCCGAAACGAUGAUCUGCCAGAAGUGCAAUAUGAAGAGCAUGACAGGGUUGACUUGGGUCUAGAAAACUACUUCGAGACGCUCUGCAUGCAAUAUCGCGGAUCCGACCCAUGCUCACGACCACCCCUGUCUAAACUUCGAUUCAGAGCCCACACAGGUGCACUUAUCAACACCCUAAAUAAUAUCAUCCAAUCUAAAUUAAACACAGAUGCCGACUUGGAGGAAAUUCACCUGAUGAUCUAUUGUGCAGCUAGAACAGUACUCGAGAAAAACCAGAAGAUCCACAGCACUUCCAACGCCAGAAGAAGAGAAAGCAAGCCGAAGUGGGAAAUAAGAUUGGAACAGAAAAUAGAGAAAACAAGGAAGAUUGUAGCAGCCUUACAACAGCUAAAGUUAGGGAAUAAAAGAAGUAGAAUCCUGAAGAAGCUUCCGAAAAAGAUGUACGAAACAUUGAUUCAGACUCCAGCUUCUGCACAUCAACAAUUGAUACUGGACAGCCUGGACACAAUGAAGCAGCAACUGGCCGUGUAUGCACAUAGACUAAGAUCUUAUAAGGAAAGUAAUGAGAGAAAAAAACAGAAUGCUCUAUUCGAGAAAGAUGAGAGAAGAUUCUAUCGGGACAUCAUCGAGAAAAAGCACCAGACACAAAACACAUGUCCAAAAAUGCUGGAACUGGAAAGAUUCUGGGAGGAAAUAUGGUCCAAAGAAGCGAGACAUAGGGCGGAUUCUCCUUGGAUAUAUGAAGAAGAACGGAGAAUGGCGGACACCAACGAAAUGCCGAAUCCACAGAUGACACCUGCCGAUCUUAGCAGAGUAUUGAGUCGACUGCCCAAUUGGAAGGCGCCGGGUAGAGAUAAGGUUCAAAAUUUCUGGAUAAAAAAAUUUUCCUCUACGCAUCCAUACAUCAGCGAGGAGUUCAAUAAUAUUCUGAGACAACCAUCGAGAUGUCCUAAGUUUUUCACGCAAGGUGUCACUUAUCUACUGCCCAAAGGUGAGAACAAACAAGACCCAGCCCAGUACCGCCCAAUAACCUGUCUUCCCACACUAUUCAAGAUCCUCACCGCACUUAUAACAGAAAAAAUAACCAAUCACCUGAAGGUAAACCAUCUCAUGACAGAAGAGCAAAAAGGAUCAAGGAAGGGUGUCCUGGGGUGUAAAGAGCAGCUUGUUGUGGAUGAGGUCGUCCUUGAACACAUCAGAAGAUCAAACAGGAAUGCUCAUAUGGCCUUUAUUGACUAUAAGAAGGCCUUCGAUUCUGUACCCCACUCAUGGUUGAUACAUGCACUAAAAAUACAUAAGGUCAGCCCGGAUAUCGUUAACUUCUUAGAGACAUCGAUGAGACAAUGGUCCACAGUGCUUACUUUACAUACCACUGAGCAGAUCAUACAGAGCAAAGAAAUUCCUAUCAGGAGAGGAAUUUUCCAAGGGGAUCCCCUGAGCGCACCCUGGUUUUGCUUGGCGCUGAACCCCUUGUCUAGCACCAUAGUUCGGAUGGGGCAUGGAAUAAAAAUAAAAACUGAGCAAAACACUUUCAAUCUCACCCACCUGUUUUUCAUGGAUGACCUCGAAAUCUAUACCAGCUCAAAGAGGAAGCUAGAAAUUGUCCUGGAACAAAUACAUAAAAUGAGCACCGAUAUUGGUAUGGAAUUCGGCCUCAAUAAAUGCAAAACUGUAACUGUACACAGGGGAACUUUGCAGCAUACAGAGCCCCUGCAGAUCACACCUACAACCCAAAUAGAAUGUCUGAGCGAAGAAACCUACAAAUAUCUGGGCAUUCUUCAGACAAAUAAGAUAAACCAUACUACCGUCAAGGAGGAACUGAGGACAGAAUUCAAUAAAAGGCUACAGACUGUCCUCAAGACAAAGCUGAACUCAAGGAAUUUAACUAAGGCCAUAAAUACGUACGUGAUCCCAGCUUUGUCCUACUCGUUUGGGGUGAUUAAAUGGUCCCAAACAGAUCUCGAGGAUCUGAAUAGAAGAGUGCGAACAGCUCUUACUAGAGCAAGGAUGCACCACCCCAAAUCAAGCUGCGAGCGAGUUAAUCUUCCGAGAGGUUCUGGGGGCAGAGGAAUAGUUGAUAUCGAGAAUUUACAUAAUGGACAGGUGGAAAACAUGAGACGGUACUUUUAUUCGAGGAGAGACCGUCUGUUACACCAUACCAUUACUCAAGCUGACGCCACUGGACCUAAAGAACGAAAGAGGACAUACCUAUGCAUGCAACCAACAGGAGCUGCUGAGUGA
Messenger RNA from Coccinella septempunctata (seven-spotted ladybird), 2787 nucleotides. RefSeq lists its product as uncharacterized. The record is from RefSeq and is a predicted model, not a curated record. NCBI's taxonomy places the organism in Eukaryota, Metazoa, Arthropoda, Insecta, Coleoptera, Coccinellidae. The coding region runs from base 1 to 2787 and encodes 928 amino acids. The transcript has a single exon.